CGCCUCUGUCACUACGCGCACCCGUGUUGGAGCUAAUCUACUGUGUGUUGGGGCAACAUUGCAGUUGAGGUUGAUCACUUUAUAAUGUUUUGCUGAAUCGGAUCGCACAUUUCUCAUCUUUAAUCCAUCACUCAAAUACAGAAAUUGCAAACAUGCUGCGCGUCUGUUGGAAAGGGGCUCAUGCAGCGGCGCGGCAAUGUGUGUGUGGUAAAGUGACGGCCCAUCCAUUACAGCACUGCCGCAGAUACACCACUGCCGGAGACUCCGGAUCUACUGCUGGGAAAAUAGUGGCUGCCAGUCUUUUAACAGUCGGUGGAGGUCUUGGUGGUACAAUCCUUUAUGCUAAAUGGGACCCUAAAUUUCGGACAAAUGUAGAGAAAAGUGUUCCUUACUCUGAUCAGCUGUUUGAGAUGACACUUGGCCCACCACCUCCUCCAUUCGUCCCAAUACAAAAGAAACUGGGAAAGCUUGAACCCCUGCAGAUAUCCUCAUUACCAGAAGUCACCAAGGAAUCAAAGCAGCCCAAAGCUAAAGGGAAGAAGCCUGAUCCAGCACCAGUGGAAGCUCCACAUGCUGUGGAGAAAGCUCCAGCAUCAACCACACAGACACUAGAGGAAGCCUCCGCCUCAGUGGCUCAUAUUAUUUCAGCUAUCAGCGAUGUGCCUUCUAUGCCCGCGCCAGGUACAAGCGAUGAUACCCAACCUGAACGCCCAGUCUCAACCCCCCCAGCAGCUGAAGAGUGUGCUCAUCAUGAGCCUGUGCUGAAGGAGAGACCAGCAGAGGAAGUGACCGCUCGACUGGCUGAACGGGACAAAGCUGAGCAGGAUGCUCUGACAGCUCUGACUGCUGGACUGGAGGAAACUUUGGGCAGCUCAGCAAAGGUCACGCUGCAGGCCAUCGGAGCUCAGGAGGCUGCACUGACCGCCAUCGCAGCACACACACACAAACUCAAAGAGGCCAUGGACUCACAGACCCCUCCUGAUGAGAAGUCAGCUCAGUGGAGAGCAUUGAAUGAGGCUCUUAGUGAUAGGACCCAAUCUGUGGAUGAAGCUGGAGAAGCCCUACACCAAGCCAAAAAAGAGCUCGAGAAACUUCGUGGAGUGAUCAACAGCGCUAAAGAAUCCAAGAUUGACGCAGCGAGGCCGCAGAUCCUGGCCGCAGAGGAGAACUUGCACAGCAUGAUUGUGGAUCUGGAUAACGUUGUAACCAAGGUGCAGACGGCGCAGUCGGAGGCGAUGAUCGUAUCUCAGUACAGUGAGCUGGUGAACGAGGCCAAAGCUCAGUUCCAAAAGGAGCUUGCCAGCAUCACACCUGAGAUCCAAGCCAACUGGAAAGGACUCACGGGAAAGCUGAGCACAGAUGAUCUGAACUCUCUGAUCGCUCACGCUCACCGGCGCAUCGAUCAGAUGAACCGCGAGCUGGCAGAGCAGAGGGUGAGAGAGCAGAUCCACAUUGAGAUUGCUCUAGAGCAGCAGAAGCUGGAGAAUCAGAAAGCUCUAGAGAGAACCGUGAUCUCUGCAGUAGAGCACAGCCGUGAAGACAUGAGACUCGAGCAGGAGAAGAAGGUGCAGGAAAUGCGUGAGGUGAUGGAGGCUGAGAUGAGGACACAACUGCGUCGUCAGGCUGCUGCACACACAGAUCACCUUCGUGACGUGCUGAAGGUGCAGGAACAAGAGCUACGAGAAGAGGCCCAGGAGAUUCUGAACAGUAAGAUGAUGGAGCAGGAGACUCUUUACCGCAGACUGACUCAAGAACAGUUGGACACCUUCACUCUGGACAUGAAUGCCGCUUACGCCCGGCUGAAGGGCAUUGAAGAAGCCAUAGACAGUCAUGUGAUUGCUGAAGAGGAGGCACGUAAAGCUCACAAGCUGUGGCUGUCUGUGGAGGCUUUGAACUACACUCUCAAAUCAGCAGGCGCUGAUUCCCCCACCGAGCCUUUAGAGGGCGCUGUACAUGCCAUUAAGGAGAGCUGUGCAGAAAAUGAGUUUGCUCAGGUGUUGGCCACUUCCGUUCCCGAAGAGUCUCUAAGCCGAGGGAUCUACAGUGAAGCUUCUCUUCGAGCACGUUUCUACGACAUCCGCCGGCUCGCACGACGCGUGGCACUUAUUGACGAAACGCGCAACAGCCUUUACCAGUACUUCCUGUCGUAUCUACAGUCCUUACUUUUGUUUGAGAGUGAGCAGUUAGUGCCACCUGCUAAACUAGCAUCUGAAGGUCUCGACACAUUUAAGCUGCUUGCCUACGCUACUUAUAGCAUCGAGCGCGGCGACCUGGAACUUGCCGCUAAAUUCAUCAACCAACUGCGUGGCGAGUCACGCCGUGUGGCGCAGGACUGGCUCAAAGAAGCCCGGCUCACACUAGAAACAAAGCAGGUUAUCAGCCUGCUAUCAGCAUAUGCUAAUGCUGUGGGAUUGGGCACCACACAGGCCCCUUAGCCACACCCUCUGUUCACCACACCCACUUUGUGGAGAUUAUGUAAAUUAUGAGGAGUCACUUGCCCAAUAUUAAAAGAAUCAUUCAACCAAAUAAUGAAAAUUCUGUCAUCAUUUACUCACCCUGCUGUCGUUCCAAACAUUUUUUUUUACCAUAAAAGUAGUCCAUACAACUUGAGCAAUAUACACGUUUUCCAAAAAUUGUGUGAAUUUAAGUAGUUAUUCCUGAAC
Xyrauchen texanus (razorback sucker) is the source of this 2663-nucleotide messenger RNA. RefSeq names its product MICOS complex subunit MIC60-like. The record is from RefSeq and is a predicted model, not a curated record. Gene Ontology annotation, cellular component: MICOS complex. The coding region runs from base 153 to 2435 and encodes 760 amino acids. The transcript has 14 exons. NCBI's taxonomy places the organism in Eukaryota, Metazoa, Chordata, Actinopteri, Cypriniformes, Catostomidae. Gene Ontology annotation, biological process: cristae formation.